Molecule: messenger RNA, 1791 nt
Organism: Fibroporia radiculosa
Lineage: Eukaryota; Fungi; Basidiomycota; Agaricomycetes; Polyporales; Fibroporiaceae
Exons: 10
Coding region: 1-1791 (596 amino acids)
Source: RefSeq, a predicted model, not a curated record
AUGUCAUUCACUUCCUUGAAUACUCUUCGCUGGGAUAUUGCUGGUUUGAUGGUCAAGUACUGUGAUGAAGCUGCAGGCAUGCGUGCAUUGCAUGAAAUGUGGCGAACAAAAUUGAGAGAGCAUAUCGAGUAUCUUGGAAACUCAUUGAACAUUCCCCGGACUGUCAAACCUAAAUCCUAUUUUUCGAUCCCCGAGCUGGUUCUCCUUGUAGAAACGGCUAUUGCUGAGAGCCAUUGUCUGGAUGCGACUCUCGUUCAUGUAUUCCUAUGGACAAUCAUGCAAUUCACUGCUGCCCGCCCUGGCUCAUUACUGUCUACUGCAGUUUAUAAGACAUGGUUUCUGCGAUACCGUGAGCUUCGUAUGGUGCGCACAGACAUCCGUGGUGCUUUUACAGCAGAACCUUGGCUUCUAGGAUGGAAGGGAGGUCAUGGUUUUGAUCGCUGGCAGCAAGCAUAUCGUCUUACACCAGUCAAAUCUGAAUCACACCUACUGUGCGAGCCUGGUCUACUUAUGUCUGCUCAGGGCUUGCGCCGGCAACUUUUCCGUGAUCAUAACGAUGUGGACAGUCUGAUUGAUGGGAAAGAAGCAGUCAUAGCCUGGAAGCCAGAAAUUGAAGACCUACCUGUGUUUGCUGCCCUGCGACCACGCGGCCGGGGGAUUAAUCCUGAUAUUCCCUUGUCUGAUGAUGGCGCCCGCAUGUUCUUGCGCAAGAUAUGUAUUGCUGCUGGUCUAGGAGACAACAAUAUGACACCCUACUGUUUUAGACGAGGAGCUGCCAACACGCUUUCUCGUGUUGUGGGUUCUGAAUUGAGCAAGUCAAUCCUACACCACCGGCAGCACUCUGCGACUUUGUAUGAUCGGUAUAUCAUGUCAGCAAGUGAGGUGGACCUCAUUGAGGCUGUGGCCUAUGGCAAACACGAUCACGUUUUGGGUUUAUCUCCUCUUGACGCACCUGCACUCUGGCGGCCAAAUAGGGAUGAAUUAGAGGGCGUUAAGAUGCUUUCACUCGAGGAGGCUAUUGUUAUGUCUCCUGAUCUUCGGCAGUUGACAAUGCAAAAAGCAUUUCUUCGCCAGCAAUCCAAAAUUGAAGGCGCAGAGUGGACUGACAUUAAGGAGUCUCUAUCGCCUGAUGAUAUCUCAUAUGUGGAGAGUAUUGUCACCAAGGAUCCUGAUGCCAAUGCUUGUCUGGCCCUCUAUCGCCGUAUUUCUAUCCGAGCAAAUCGGCAAUAUUCUGAUAUGCGGCAGCGUUAUGCAGCACUACAGCGCCGCCAUGCUCUCAACAAUGCAAAGCCUUUGACUAUAGACGAGCUUGAUGCUCGUCUCCGGGCUUCGCACAAGGGUUCCGAUCUUAGCAGCUUAUUGAAACGAACAGUAGAAGUGGCAGCUUUAGAGAUCAGCGACAAUUACACCGAGGAUGAAGAGGUCAUGGAGUGUAAUCUACAGGAGAGCGAUGACAUCAGCGACCCAUCUGUUCAGCUGCAGGAAAGUCGCAUCAUGCUGUUGAGACAACUUGUUGCUCAUGAAGACCCCCAUGAUGGCCCUCAAAUUUGCGUGAUAUGCAAUGCUGAUGAAGCUCUCGCAGAAGAAGUUCGUACAUUUCAACAUGUGUCUAGGUCAAAACUGCAGCGUCACAUUGAAAUUUGGCAUUCCGGCCGAAAUGAUAUACAUGAGCUUGGUGCGAAGAAAACAAUUUCCUUGUCGGAACUCGCGGGUCAAGUUGGUGAUUGCUCACUAUUAGGUAUUAAUGCCGCUUUUGCUUGUGAGACCGCGUUGCAGAAAUUCAAAGUAUAG